Messenger RNA from Chiloscyllium plagiosum (whitespotted bambooshark), 1024 nucleotides. NCBI's taxonomy places the organism in Eukaryota, Metazoa, Chordata, Chondrichthyes, Orectolobiformes, Hemiscylliidae. The record is from RefSeq and is a predicted model, not a curated record.
AUGGCACCCAAGAAGAACAGUGAAGCAAAUAAAAAGCGUGUGUCUGAUCUCGCUGCCAUGUUUGAGAUGCCAAAAUCGACCAUGUGUACGAUUCUGAAAAAUAAAGAAGUGAUAAAAGCAGCUGGUGUGGCAAAAGGUGUUACGACUCUGACCUCUAAGACAUUGAAGUUUAUAGAGGAGGUGGAAAAACUCCUCUUCGUGUGGAUAAACGAAAAACAGUUGGUUGGUGAUCCCAUCUCUGAGGGCAUAAUUUGUGAGAAAGCCAGGCUUCUGUAUGCUGACCUUAAAAAAGACGUGCCUGGAAGUAGUGCUGAUAGUGAUGAGUUUAAGGCUAGUACGGGGUGGCUUGAAAACUUUAAGAAGAGAACAGGGAUCCACAGUGUUGUUAUGCAUAGAGAGGCUGCUAGUUUGAAUGUGGAUGCAGCGGCAAAUUUUGUGAAGAAAUGUAGUGAGUUUGUGAACACUGUGGCACAACAGGUGUUCAAUUGUGAUGAGACAGGCCUCUUCUGGAAAAAGAUGCCAAGGAAGACCUAUAUAACUAAGGAAGAGAAGUCUUUACCCGGCCAAAAGCCAAUGAAAGACAGGCUUACUCUCUUGUUGUGUGGUAAUGCUAGUGGAGACUGCAAGAUAAAACCUUUGAUUGUGUACCACUCAGAGAAUCCACGUGUGUUCAAAAAGAAAAAUGUUAUGAAGAGCAAGCUUAAUGUUAUGUGGAGGGCAAACAUGAAAGCAUGGGUUACCAGGCAGUUCUUCACUGAGUGGAUUCAUGAGGAGUUUGUCCCUUCUGUGAAUGCUUAUCUUGAGGAAAAGAAUCUACCCCUGAAGGUUCUUCUUGUGAUGGACAACGUUUCUGCUCAUCCUCUAGGCUUGGAAGAAGAUUUGGUGGGUGAACAUAGCUUCAUCAAGGUGAAGUUCUUGCCCCCCAAUACACUCCUCUCAUCCAGCCCAUGGACCAGCAAGUUAUCUCAAAUUUCAAAAAACUGUACACCAAGGCUAUGUUCCAGAGAUGUUUUGAGGUGACAAA